Messenger RNA from Arachis ipaensis, 1200 nucleotides. RefSeq lists its product as uncharacterized. NCBI's taxonomy places the organism in Eukaryota, Viridiplantae, Streptophyta, Magnoliopsida, Fabales, Fabaceae. The record is from RefSeq and is a predicted model, not a curated record.
AUGUCUGAGGUUUGGUUAUCUCUGAAGAAUUCACUUCAUUAUUGCAAACCUCACUCAACAGAAGUUCAUGAUCCCAUGACAAGUAGAAGGCAGCACCAUAGAAAACAAAACGCACGAGACAAAGUCAUAGAAGGUUCAAAUUCAGAGAAACAACAUAGUGGUGGUGAUGAUGCAAUAAUCUUUGAUCCUGUCACACAUGAUAUUGUCCUUGAUGACACGAGCGAGGAAAUUAAGAUUAAGACUUAUCUAUCUUAUCCUUACACUCACAUCAAUAAUACUCGCGAAGAUGGUGGCAACAAAGGGAUGGAAGAAUCAUCAAAUAGAUCAACAAGAAGAGGUAUGUCUUUGACGAAAACACAAUAUGUUGAUUGUUACCAAUGCAGUGGUUACUUAAAGUCAAAGAUUUCGAUGCACAAAGGUUCUAAUAGGGUUCCACUAACAUCAACAUGUCAUCAUGAUCAUCAUCAUCAAUGUCGUGACAAACAAGAAAAAUGUGUGGAAGAUUACAAUAUCACUGAGAAUUCAGUUUUGCAACUUCACAGAGAAGAUUCAUCUUGGAAGAUCAUAGAAAGAAUUUGCCAAACCAAACAUAUGAACCCUCAAACUACUGAAACCAAUGCAGCAGCACAUAUAGAAUGUGUCUUAAAAGUUCUUACCACUCCACAAACACUCGCUUCCUUUGAGGAAUGCAGAGAAAGAGUGAGAAACAUAGCUGAGAACAUGCAACCUCGAUGCAUAGCUGAUGGAAAUGAAGUCAUGAGGUUUUAUGGAACAACCAUUGCAUGCUCCCUUGGUCUAGUAAAUUACUCUUCUAUCCUCAGCUGCACUUUAGAACAAUGUGGUUUGUGCCAAAUUCUGAAGCAUGGUUUCAACGCAAACCAAGAAUUCCAUGGUGAACGUGGGGUUCUCACCACUGCUACAAGUGAUCAAGCCUUUGAUUCCAUUAUUUUAUUUGAAUACAACGAGGAAGCAUUACCAAUAUUGAGGAAGUGUGUUAUAGUGUGCAGAGUAAUUGCUGGAAGAGUUCACAAUCCUUUGCAAGAGAUUCAGGAAGAGACUGAUUCGGGUUUUGAUUCAUUGAUCAAGAAAAUAAGCCGUGACUCAUCAGAUAUUGAAGAACUCUGUAUUUUGAAUCCUAGAGCUAUAUUACCUUGCUUUGUGGUAAUCUAUAAUGCGAUGCUUAGGAAAAGCAAUUUUUAA